This is a messenger RNA of Cetraspora pellucida, 1104 nucleotides long. NCBI's taxonomy places the organism in Eukaryota, Fungi, Glomeromycota, Glomeromycetes, Diversisporales, Gigasporaceae. The record is from the annotation of a GenBank genome assembly.
UACAUUUCGUUCACAAUAAUGGGCAGAAAAGAAUAUAACUUUCAAGAAUUUUUUCAACUAGCAAAGCCAGAUAAUCCAAAGGCCAAUAAAAAGGCAAGUCACCUUAGAAAUUGUCCAAAUUUUAAAGCCAAAUAUAGUACAAAUGAGGUUUCAAAGAUUUUUGCACGACCUGUGCCUGAAGAUUUGGUUUGUACUGUAUAUGAUAUUAAUUACUUGCUUAAUAAAUCAGUAGUGACCGAUAUUGAAUCUGUGUCUGAAGAUGAAACUAUCACAUCUUCUACAAUCUCAAAAACCAACUCAUCACUUACCAAAAAUUUUGUUUCAAAAAAACAAAAUCAAAAAUCUAUUACUAGUUUUGUUUUGCAUUCAAUGUUUAGUAAAGAUAAAGGACAUCUUGAAAACUUAAUAUUACAUAUGAUAGUAUCCAAUGGCCUUUCUUUUACAUUCAUGGAAAAUCAAGAAACACAAGAUCUAACUGAGAAAAUCUUACAAGACAUAUGUGCAGAUAAAAUUGGAGUAAUAGCAGUCUUUGAUGGCUGGAUGAACAUUAAACAAAAGCAUCUUUUUGGCAUUACUGAAAAUGUGAAAAUUCUUAUUAAAAAUAUUAUGGAUGAUGCAAACCUAAAGGGUAUAAAAAUUAAUUGUUUUGUGUCAGAUUCUGCUAGUGAUAAAAGAAAACAUAGUGAAGUCGAAAAGAAUGAACAGCAGUAUAAACAAAUCCAUAUCAUAACUUCUAUCCAACCUUUUAAUGAAGAUGUAACACAAAAUGAAUUGACAGAGCCUUUUUUACUAAAAAGUAAUAAUAAAGAAAACAAUUUAUUAGUUUCAAAUAAUUUAUCAAUUCAAUUAAGUGAAAUUACUGAGAUGAAUAAUAAAGAUGUAGUUGAUGAUAUUGAAGAAAAUUGGUCACAUACAAUAAAAAACUUAAUUAGUUCAUUGGAUAGUGAGAAUUGUUUAGAUAAUAGCAAUGUUGUAGAUAGCAAACUACUUGAAUUUGAAUUGCAUAGACAUAUUAUUCAUCUAGUAGAUGAUCCAUCAGCCAAAUGGUGUUUGUUAGAAUUAUUUGAUAAUUUAUUAGAAGCACUCAUUUCUUUUGUUCAUUAG